Molecule: messenger RNA, 1620 nt
Organism: Oncorhynchus nerka (sockeye salmon)
Lineage: Eukaryota; Metazoa; Chordata; Actinopteri; Salmoniformes; Salmonidae
Exons: 2
Source: RefSeq, a predicted model, not a curated record
CCCUCUCCAUCCUCACUGUCUCCUACACCCUCUCCAUCCUCACUGUCUCCUACACCCUCUCCAUCCUCACUGUCUCCUACACCCUCUCCAUCCUCACUGUCUCCUACACCCUCUCCAUCCUCACUGUCUCCUACACCCUCUCCAUCCUCACUGUCUCCUACACCCUCUCCAUCCUCACUGUCUCCUACACCCUCUCCAUCCUCACUGUCUCCUACACCCUCUCCAUCCUCACUGUCUCCUACACCCUCUCCAUCCUCACUGUCUCCUACACCCUCUCCAUCCUCACUGUCUCCUACACCCUCUCCAUCCUCACUGUCUCCUACACCCUCUCCAUCCUCACUGUCUCCUACACCCUCUCCAUCCUCACUGUCUCCUACACCCUCUCCAUCCUCACUGUCUCCUACACCCUCUCCAGCCUCACUGUCUCCUACACCCUCUCCAUCCUCACUGUCUCCUACACCCUCUCCAUCCUCACUGUCUCCUACACCCUCUCCAUCCUCACUGUCUCCUACACCCUCUCCAUCCUCACUGUCUCCUACACCCUCUCCAUCCUCACUGUCUCCUACACCCUCUCCAGCCUCACUGUCUCCUACACCCUCUCCAUCCUCACUGUCUCCUACACCCUCUCCAGUCUCACUGUCUCCUACACCCUCUCCAGUCUCACUGUCUCCUACACCCUCUCCAGUCUCACUGUCUCCUACACCCUCUCCAUCCUCACUGUCUCCUACACCCUCUCCAGUCUCACUGUCUCCUACACCACCCUCUCCAUCCUCACUGUCUCCUACACCCUCUCCAUCCUCACUGUCUCCUACACCCUCUCCAUCCUCACUGUCUCCUACACCCUCUCCAUCCUCACUGUCUCCUACACCCUCUCCAUCCUCACUGUCUCCUACACCCUCUCCAGCCUCACUGUCUUCUACACCCUCUCCAUCCUCACUGUCUCCUACACCCUCUCCAUCCUCACUGUCUCCUACACCCUCUCCAUCCUCACUGUCUCCUACACCCUCUCCAUCCUCACUGUCUCCUACACCCUCUCCAUCCUCACUGUCUCCUACACCCUCCAUCCGCCUCACUGUCUCCUACACCCCCUCACUGUCUCCUACACCCUCUCCAUCCUCACUGUCUCCUACACCCUCUCCAUCCUCACUGUCUCCUACACCCUCUCCAUCCUCACUGUCUCCUACACCCUCUCCAUCCUCACUGUCUCCUACACCCUCUCCAUCCUCACUGUCUCCUACACCCUCUCCAUCCUCACUGUCUCAUACACCCUCUCCAGUCUCACUGUCUCCUACACCCUCUCCAUCCUCACUGUCUCCUACACCCUCUCCAGACUCACUGUCUCCUACACCCUCUCCAUCCCCACUGUCUCCUACACCCUCUCCAUCCUCACUGUCUCCUACACCCUCUCCAUCCUCACUGUCUCCUACACCCUCUCCAGUCUCACUGUCUCCUACACCCUCUCCAUCCUCACUGUCUCCUACACCCUCUCCAUCCUCACUGUCUCCUACACCCUCUCCAUCCUCACUGUCUCCUACACCCUCUCCAUCCUCACUGUCUCCUACACCCUCUCCAUCCUCACUGUCUCCUACACCCUCUCCAUCCUCACUGUCUCCUACACCC